GUGACAAUAACAGCACACUCGCUAUCAACCCUGAUGGACUGACAGAGAGAAUAGGCCCUUUAGUCACUUCAGCCGCCGAUGAAAACAUAAUUCCUUCCUUCAGUCCCACACUGAGUUCAGACAUUAUUGAGCGAUGACAGAGGCAGAUCAAGCCAUGAGGAGACGAGUGGGAAAUCGUAAAAGCGGCUCAUGUUUCUGCCUCCAUAAAAAAGAUUUGUUCAGUGCAUUGAGAUUGUGAUGGAUUUUCCCAUAUUGUCCAGGACAGCUCUUUUUGUUGAAGGCUUCUGAUAAUGGCUCAUUGUUUUGGCCGCAGUAGAGGCUAGUGGUGCGGGCGGCCCUGUGGAGAUGCCAGGCUGCCCAUUCACUCACCAGCAGCAGGCCGAAACGUAUGGAGCACAGCUCACCUGCAUCAGGGGACUGAGGUGUUGAAAUGGAGUGGAUAUGUGUUCCUCUUCUGCUUUUCAGUGGGAUUCAUUUAGCUUUUACACAAUUCAAUGGAUUUAACUGUGAUCCAAACUACCACAGCAGAUUCCCUGUUGACAGGGAUAUCAGUGUAUACUGUGGUGUUCAGACAGUCACACUAAAGAUUAACCUCUGUCCUGUGUUGUACUCUGGAUACACUGAUGCCGACCUGGCACUGAACGGCCGCCAUGGAGAUGUCCAUUGCCGAGGCUUCAUAAACAACAACACCUUCCCCACAGCUGUGCUCUUCAGUAUCAGCCUGAGCACACUGGAGGCCUGUGGGAACACGCUGGUGGUUUCUACAUCUCAAGGUUUGAAUGCUUAUGGGAACAUCUCUAUGGUGCAGAUGGGGAAUAUAUCGGGCUACAUUGACACCCCAGACCCUCCAACAGUCAUCAGUUACCUGCCAGGUCUGGUGUAUAAAUUCAGCUGUAGUUAUCCUCUGGAGUACCUGCUUAACAACAGCCAGCUGGCAUCCUCAUCUGCUGCAAUAUCAGUGAAAGAAAACAAUGGCACCUUCCUGAGCACACUCAGUUUGGUGCUUUACAAUGAUUCAACAUUCAGUCAGUUGAUCUCUAUACCAAUGUCUGGCCUGUCCUUGAAGACUCGUGUGUUUGCUGCAGUUAAAGCUACAAAUCUGGACAGGAGGUGGAAUGUUCUGAUGGAUCACUGUUACGCCACCCCCUCUGGGAAUCCUAAUGAUGAGAUACGCUAUGACCUUUUCUUUGGGUGCUACAAGGAUCCACAGACAACUGUUUUUGAGAACGGAAAAAGUCAAAUGGGACGCUUUGCAUUUGAAGUCUUCCGUUUUGUGAAACAUAAGAACCAGAAGAUGUCCACUGUCUUUCUGCAUUGUGUCACAAAGCUGUGUCGAGCAGAUGACUGUGCAAUACUAAUGCCGAUCUGUGCAAAUCGCAGGAGGAGAGACACUGUGGAUGAACAUGUAGUAUCAGGUUCAUCCUCAGGGGAUGCCGUCAUAACCGCAGGUCCCAUAAUCACUAGGAGCGAUGAAUCUCCAACCAACAACUCGCAACUUGUGAGCAGUUCCUCCCAGCAUCUGAAUGCUGUAACCAGUGCCUUGAUAUCGGGUGUGGUUGUGCUGGGUGUGACGAGCCUGGGCCUCUUCAUCCUUUCCCUCAGGCUGCUCAGGAAGCCCAGCCCUUCUAGUCUGACAGGGGUCUGGAACCCCAGCUUCAGAUGACCUUCAUUCUUGGACCAUGAGUGCACUGAAAUCUAACAAUAAUAUUUGGUCAUAUAAUUGCAUUUUACUCAGAUCCUCAGUGCUGCUUACUUAUGUCACAAAAUUGUCAUUGGGCUGCUUUGUCAAAAACGUUUCCCCAUUUGAUAAUAAAUGAAUAAUAGUCCCUGAUAUUAUCAGUGUUGAAAACUGUUGUUCUGCUUAAUAUUUUUUUCUGGAAACCGUGAUACAUUUGUUUCAGGAUUCUUUGAUGAAUAGAAAGUUCAAAAGAACAGCAUUCAUUUGAAAUAGAAAUAUUUUGUAACAUUAUAAAUGUAUUCCUUUUGAUCAAUUUAAUGAGUCCUUGCUGAAGAAAGGUAUAUAUUUUUCUUCUUUAAAAAAAUAUCUUACUGACAUUUUAAAAUACCUCAAUUUGUUACUAUGUUUCAGGGUCUGUGAUCCUUUGUCUUGAAGUGCAGAGCACAAAACAAAUAUAGGCUGUUCACAUAUAGAUGAUUGCAGAUUAUUUGCUUUAUUAAUUUUUGUUGAUCUUAUUAUAAUUAUAUUAUGAUUGUGAUUUGCGUGUGUGUGUGUGUGUGUGUGCAAUAAGUGUAAUAAGAAUAGGCGAUGAGGAAACAAAGAAAAAAUGAGACUUCCAUGAAGGUCUUAAAUAAAUAUUCCUGUUUAAAUAUAGCUGAUAACAACAUAUUAGAUUGAAUAUACCAGCAAUGAACGUCCAUCUUCUGUUUUUACAAACAGAGGGAAGAAUCACAAUUUGUUUCUGUUGUAAUAAACAGCAUGCCACAGAUCCUGUUAAACAACCUGGACAAUUUUGUUCAUUUGUUUUUCAUUUAUGUGAUAUAGUACAGUUUAAAAUAUUUUAGAUGUACAUUUUAUAGUUGUUGUUUUUUUUACAUUGAGGUGCCAUUAUAACCCGUUUCACAUUAAUUUUAGCUUUUUUAUUCAAAUUGUAUAUACAGUAUGUACAACCUGAUGUUUUUCCUGAACAGAUUUUUUCAGCUGCAUGUAA
Molecule: messenger RNA, 2669 nt
Organism: Ctenopharyngodon idella (grass carp)
Lineage: Eukaryota; Metazoa; Chordata; Actinopteri; Cypriniformes; Xenocyprididae
Gene: zpld1b
Product: zona pellucida-like domain containing 1b
Exons: 11
Coding region: 431-1663 (410 amino acids)
Cellular component (GO): cell surface
Source: RefSeq, a predicted model, not a curated record